Engraulis encrasicolus (European anchovy) is the source of this 1253-nucleotide messenger RNA. Its product is annotated as myeloid-associated differentiation marker-like protein 2. Lineage: Eukaryota; Metazoa; Chordata; Actinopteri; Clupeiformes; Engraulidae. Gene Ontology annotation, cellular component: membrane. The transcript has 8 exons. The record is from RefSeq and is a predicted model, not a curated record. The coding region runs from base 1 to 1176 and encodes 391 amino acids.
AUGGCGCAGUGGGUGGAGCUACGGGCGGUGAGCGAGCCGGUGGGGAUGCUGCGCGUUGCGGGGGCGGUGCUAACGCUGAUCGCCUUCAGCCUGGCGGCGGCGGCGGGCCAGACUGGCCCACACGUCGGGGCGUCCACUGCGGGCUCCUACUGGGCCUGGUGCCUGUUCUGCUGGGUCUUCUGCUGCCUGCUGUCCCUGCUCAUCCUGCUGCUGGAGCUCACACGCGUCACAGAACAGCUGCAGGUGAGCUGGGACGACUUCAAGGCCGGCUUCGCCAUGCUCGCCGCGCUCAUGCUGCUCACCGCAUCCAUCAUAUACCCCGCCGUGCUCUUCACCUGCAAAACAGCCUGCGCACUGCAGGCGUCAGCCACGGUGAUGUCGCGGCUGAGUGUGGUGUACGUCUCUGCUACGGUGAUGUCCUGGCUGAGCGUGGCUCCGUACGUGGGCCAGGUGGUGCUGUUGCUACGGCAACAGCAGCAGGUGAGCGGCUUCCUGUCCACGGUGCCGGGUCGCCUGAAGAUCGUGGAGACGCUGGUGGCCUGCGUGCUGUUCGCCGCACUCGACCCGAAACACUACGAUCUCGACCCAGAAUGCUACGGUCUCUGCUACGGUGAUGUCCUGGCUGAGUGUGGUGUCUCUGCUACGGUGAUGUCCUGGCUGAGCGUGGCUCCGUACGUGGGCCAGGUGGUGCUGUUGCUACGGCAACAGCAGCAGGUGAGCGGCUUCCUGUCCACGGUGCCGGGUCGCCUGAAGGUCGUGGAGACGCUGGUGGCCUGCGUGCUGUUCGCCGCACUCGACCCCAAACGCUACGGUGUUUCGGGUCCGUUGCAGUGGUGCGUGGCGGCGUACUCCCUGUGCUUCAUUGGCGCGCUGGCCAUCAUCAUCCUCACCCUCUCCGCCCGCCUGCCCCCACGCCUGCCCUUUGACCCCAUCGUGUGCACCUACAACGUGCUGGCCGCGUGCUGCUACAUGAGCGCUGCCGUAGUCUGGCCGCUCUACGCCUUCCAGGGCAUCGGGCGGCCGUCGUGUCCCGGUGUCGGCGGCUCAUCUGCCGCCUGUUUGGACUGGGACGCCCUGGUGGUCGUCACGUUCAUGACCAUCAUCAACCUCAUCCUCUACCUGCUGGACUCCGCCUACUCCAUAUAUGUGGUGGUGAUGCAACGACGUGAUAACUGAAAUCUAAAAGACACAGCACACACUGCACACAACAAAAUUGCAUUUAUGCCUCACCUGAACAAGAGCAAACUAGACAC